AUGCCCAAACGAGCCAUCGAAAGCAGACAAACACCAAACAAAGUAGCAGCGGAAAACGUGAUUCACUCAAGCCACGCCAUGUAUGUCAAUGCAGAACCCACGAUGCACCUGAAAUGCCGCCUUCAUGACCGAGAAAAGAAUGGGUUUGAGCAUCAAAAUAACUCAACAUGUUGGAGGUUUCAACGUGGAAUCUUCGUCCUGGCGCUGGUGUUCGCGGCUGGAGUGUCCUACUCCGAACAGGCGAAGCUAGGAAAGAAGGUUGAAGAUGAGCCAGCUAACGAGGAGGCCGCUGUAGACCCGCCGGUGGUUCUUUUUGACGAAUCAGAGAGCGAGGACAGCGAAGGUUCCUCCUCCGCAAGGUCUAAGCGCUCUCUCCUCGGCUCCUACUCUUCAGGCCACAGUCACCAUGAGUCGCAAUCGGGAAGUCCCAGCUUCGCUUCUCCGACCACUGUCUCCGGAGGCAACGGCGCUUCCUUCUCCAGCUUCCAGGGAUUCGGAUCUUCAAGUAACGGACUGGGUUCAUCGCUGGUAGGAUCCAGUGGUGGCUUUGGAAGCUCCCUCGGCUCAGGAUUCGGUUCAUCCCAAGGAUUCAGUGGGUCUUCUGGGAACUUUGGAGCUUCAGGAUUCGGUGGGUCUUCUGGGAGCUUUAGAAGUUCAGGAUUCGGUGGUUCUUCCGGCAGCUUCGGAGCUUCAGGAUUCGGUGGUUCUUCCGGCAGCUUCGGAGCUUCAGGAUUCGGUGGUUCUUCCGGCAGCUUCGGAGCUUCAGGACUCGGUGGUUCCUCCAGCAGCUUUGGAAGUUCAGGAUUUGGCAGUUCUUCCGGCAGCUUUGGCGCCUCAGGAUUCGGCGGCUCGGUCCAACCAGGAAUCCUCGUGGGAUCAGGAAGACUGGUAGGCAUCAGUGGAGCAGGGAGUUCCUUUGGAUCCGGAGCGGCCGGCGUGGGUUCCUCAUUCGGUUCCGGAAGUUCUUUGGGCUCUGGCUCAGUAGGAUUCGGCUCUUCAUUCCAGUCAGGUAAUGGCGCAGGAUUCGGCGGUUCAUUCCAGAAUGGGAAUGGCGCAGGAUUCGGUUCCUCGUUCCAAGCAGGAAAUGGCGCAGGGUUCAGUUCUUCAUUCCAGAAUGGGAAUGGCGCAGGAUUCGGUUCCUCGUUCCAAGCAGGAAAUGGCGCAGGAUUCGGAUCUUCAUUCAGUUCCGGAAGCUCCGUGGGAUCUGGAGGCUUCUCAGGCUUCUCAGGAUCCGGACUGAGCUCUUCCAACGGCGGAGUCGGCGGUUCUUACCUUCCACCCGUCUAA
Messenger RNA from Penaeus indicus, 1287 nucleotides. RefSeq names its product keratin, type II cytoskeletal 2 epidermal-like. The coding region runs from base 1 to 1287 and encodes 428 amino acids. The record is from RefSeq and is a predicted model, not a curated record. The transcript is spliced from 6 exons. Lineage: Eukaryota; Metazoa; Arthropoda; Malacostraca; Decapoda; Penaeidae.